GUGCCAGUCGCAAGGAUCGCUUCUCGGGCGAUCGUCUACUGCUGCCUCGCGCUGCUCUCUUGCCGGUCUUCGUAUCACGAAUCUGUAGACACGAAGCAGCUCAUCUAGCGGCCCUAAAAGUUGCUGAACGGGAGCUAUGUCGACAUUAGGGAAGAGGAAGGAGCGCGAGGAUCAGGGUGAGGAGCAGGAGAAACAGCAUCAUGGGUCGACACUGUUCGUGUCCAACCUGCCUUACACUGCGACAUCUACCGACUUGAAGACCCUCUUCUCCGACAUCGCACCCGUGCGCACCGCGUUCGUUGUGCUCGAGCAUGGCACGGGGAUCUCGAAGGGUGUCGGAUAUGUCUCCUUCGCCAUUCGGGAGGACGCGACGAUGGCCAUCGACAAAAUUAGCAAAGAGGGGAUCACGCUCGACGGUCGAAGCCUGCGAGUGCAGUGGGCCGGAAGUAAGAAUAAGGAUCAUGAACAAGGCAACGAACCAAAAGAGAAGGCCGCAAAACCAGCCGCUCCCAAGCCAGCAAAGCCUGUAGCACCCUCCAACCCUCUUGCCAUCCGUACAGUCGUACUAUCCGGACUUCCGGCCGGGAUCGACUCGAAAGCGUUAUGGAAGAAGAUCAGGAAACUGUCAGGUGCGGAGAAAGUGGAGUGGCCCGUGAAGUCAGACUCUGGGCAAGAAGACGCUACCCUUGCUCAUGCCAUCUUUGAAACUCCUGCGAACGCCAUGGAGGCCGUGAACAAGCUCCACGCACAUGUGUUCAAGGGCUCGCUCCUCUCCGCUACCCUGAAGAAGCGUCUUGACAGCCUUGCGAAGGUGGCGAAAGCGAAGCCCGCCAAGCCCUCUGCUCAACAAAAGUCCGUAUUCGGCCCCGCGCCCAACCGCAACAGCCGGCUCAUCGUGCGCAACCUACCGUUUGACAUCACGGAACAGGACCUGCGCGCGAUCUUCCUCCCCUACGGCCCUAUCUACUCCAUCCACAUCCCCCUCACGUCCGACGUCAAGCCUGAAGAGGGCGUAAAAGCGGACGAGGGGAGCGACCAAAAGCCGCAGGUCAAGCAGCGCUCGAAGGGCUUUGCGUUCGUCUGGUUUCUGAGCCGGAAAGACGCGGAGAAGGCUAUGGAGGGCUGCAAUGGCACGGAAGUCGAGGCGGGGAUGGCGGAGGCACUCGUGUCCGACAAGCAGAAAAAGAAGAAGCAAAGAAGGGAGGAGAAGAAGUUGAAGGCGAAGGCAAAAAAUGAGGAUGGCGAGGGUGGGGAGGAUGAAGACGAGGACGACGAAACCGAUGAGAACCGGAGGAAGCGGACGAUCGCGGUGGACUGGGCGCUGAGCAAGGAUAAGUGGGAGGCGGAGAAGGCGAAGGUGGAGGAGGCGCUGGCGGAAGAGGAGCAUGCAGAUGUCGACAUGAAGGACGAGGAGGGGAGCGAGAGUAGCGAGGGGGGAAGCGGGGAGAGCGAUUCGGACGAACAACUUGGCGUGCACGACGGCGACUCGGACGACAGUCACUCGAAUUCUGAUGGGAGUGACUCAGACUCCGGAGAGGAUGACGAUGAGGAGAAGGACCAGAAGCCAGCCAAACCUACGUUGCCUGCACCCGAGGUCGGAACGACUGUGUUCGUCCGCAACGUACCCUUCGAGGCUACGGACGACGAACUUCGUACACUAUUCCGUGCGUUUGGUCCUCUGCGAUAUGCCCGUAUCACUAUGGACCACGCAACUGGCCGUUCACGAGGUACCGGUUUCGCAUGCUUCUGGAAUAAGGAGGACGCCGACAAGGCGAUCGAGCAAAGUGAUAUUCUUCGCGCCGAGACUGUGGGGAAUGAACCCGCGGUGACGACAAAGAAGAAUCCGUUCAAGCUCCCGUCCCUCCUUACGCCCGAUCCGUCAGCUUCCAUCGCCCGAAACCUUGUCCUGCACGGCCGCACUCUCGACGUCAGCCGCGCCGUCACUCGAGACGAAGCAUCCAAGCUGAAAGAGGCCGGCGAGCGCCAGCGCGAGAAGGCAGAUAAGCGUAACCUCUACCUUCUGCGCGAAGGCAUCAUCCUUCCCAACAGCCCGGCGGCAGAGCUGCUUCCGCCUGCGGAAGUUGAGAAGCGCACGCAAUCUUUCAACGCCCGCCGCGCCCUGCUGCGCUCGAACCCAUCCCUGUUCGUAUCUCGGACGCGUCUCAGUGUCCGCCAGAUCCCGCUCUUCGUCUCAGAACGCAUGCUCAAGCGCCUCGCCAUCCACUCGAUCCGCGCGUUCGAGAAGGAGGCAAAGGAGGGCAAACGCGGGCCCCUCAGCGCCGACGAGCUCAUCGAGCGUGCCCUGACCGAGGACGCGGACGACGAGGAUGUCAAGAUGGAAGCGGAGGACGACUCAUCGUCAAAGCCCAAAAAAGGGAAGCAUGAUGUGAAAGGCAAAGGCCGCAACACGGGCGUGAAGCAGGCGAAGAUCGUCCGCCAGCAGGACCGCGUUGACGCAGUGACGGGCAAAGGGCGGAGCAGGGGUUAUGGCUUCCUGGAACUCACAAAACAUGCGGAUGCGCUGCGCGUCCUUCGCUGGGCUAACAACAACCCCGUCGUGGGCCGGCUGUUUGAGGAGUGGUGGAAAGCAGAGCUGGAGGACCUAAUCGCCACGGAGAAGAAGAAGCCGGAGGGGAAGCGGGACGAGACGAGGAUGAAGCGGAUCAGGGAGGAGAUCGAGAAGGGUGUCCCGCCGAAGAGCAAGAGCGCGCUGAUUGUGGAGUUCUCUAUUGAGAAUAUUCAGGUUGUGCAGCGGCGUGCGGCGAAGACAGGCUCUGCAGGGAAGGAGAAGGAGAGGGAGAAGGGCGCGAAGGGUGGUAAGGAGCAGAAAGUGGCGGGUGGAGACAAGAAGGUACAGCGACGCAAGUCACUUCCGAGCAUCAAGACUGAGGAAGCUGAAGCGGAGCUGGAGGAUCGUCCCAAGAAGAAGCGACGUGUUUCAGACCCUCUCAAGCCAUCUGCCACGCCCGCUAAAGGCAAACAAGACCAGUCGUUGCCUGCCGAGCCCCCAAAGCAAGUUGGCUCAUUGAUUGGGCGGAAGCGGAAAGAGCGGAAGAUGAAGAAAGUGCGAGGAAAGUAGCUCGCUUGUGAUAGGCUUUCCAUGG
This is a messenger RNA of Dichomitus squalens LYAD-421 SS1, 3104 nucleotides long. RefSeq names its product RNA-binding domain-containing protein. Bases 137 to 3079 code for a protein of 980 amino acids. Gene Ontology annotation, molecular function: RNA binding. The record is from RefSeq and is a predicted model, not a curated record. The transcript is spliced from 8 exons. Lineage: Eukaryota; Fungi; Basidiomycota; Agaricomycetes; Polyporales; Polyporaceae.